AUGGUUGUGUUUGCAACACCAGGAAUGCUGCACGCUGGACAAUCCCUGCAAAUCUUCAAGAAAUGGGCUGGAAAUGAGAAAAAUAUGGUGAUCAUGCCGGGCUACUGUGUCCAAGGAACAAUUGGUCACAAAAUUCUAAAUGGACAGAGAAAGCUGGAAAUGGAGGGGAGAUCAACGCUGGAUGUGAAGCUGCAGGUGGAGUACAUGUCUUUCAGCGCUCACGCAGACGCUAAAGGAAUCAUGCAGCUCAUCCGCAUGGCCGAGCCGCGGAACAUGCUGCUGGUGCACGGAGAGGCCGCCAAGAUGGAGUUCCUCAAAGGCAAAAUCGAGCAGGAGUUUAGUAUAAACUGUUACAUGCCGGCGAAUGGGGAAACAACCACAGUGACGACAAACCCCAGUGUUCCAGUGGACAUCUCGUUGAAUCUGCUCAAGAGGGAGAUGGCUUUUGGAGGCCCACUGCCCGACUUGAAAAAACCCCGUACGAUGCAUGGAACCCUGAUAAUGAAAGAAAAUAGUUUGAAGCUGGUGUCGUCGGAGCAGGCGUUGAAGGAGCUGGGUCUGAACGAGCAUCAGUUACGCUUCACCUGCAGAGUCCAGCUCCAGGACCCCCACAGCGAGGCCGACACGCUGCACCGGGUCUACAUGCACAUCAAGAGUGCAUUAAAAGGCUAUAGUGUCCAGCACCUCCCUGACACAGUGAUGGUCGAGUCCAUCGUCAUUAAAGUCUCGUCCUCAGCAGAGGACUCAAGCUCAAAGGUCCUGCUGCUGUCAUGGAGCUACCAGGAUGAGGAUCUUGGCAGUUUCCUUUCAAGUUUACUGAAAAAAGGACUUCCAUCAGUUUGUUAA
Molecule: messenger RNA, 846 nt
Organism: Knipowitschia caucasica
Lineage: Eukaryota; Metazoa; Chordata; Actinopteri; Gobiiformes; Gobiidae
Source: the annotation of a GenBank genome assembly